Molecule: messenger RNA, 1852 nt
Organism: Opisthorchis viverrini
Lineage: Eukaryota; Metazoa; Platyhelminthes; Trematoda; Opisthorchiida; Opisthorchiidae
Exons: 9
Source: RefSeq, a predicted model, not a curated record
GGACAGCUAGCCUUAAAGGAGACCCCGUCGCGCGCAUCCACUCCGAGUUCCAUUGAUUCGACUGGAAAAUCAGACGAAAAACCUUACUUGAAGUGCGAAGAAAUCACCGUUGAAGAAGGCACACCGACAAGACUGGAAAUGAAAGUGGACUUUAACGAAAAUUGUGAGUUCAGCUGGUUAAAGGAAAAUGAUUCUGGAAAACGAACUCAGGUCAAAUGUGACUUCCACUGUGAGCACGUGAUCACGGGAACUUCAGAUCCUGAAGGUCAGGAUUAUUUCGUCCUAUCCAAUUCGGGCCAUUUCGGUGCAGAGGCCACUGAGCGACUGCUGAAAACCAAUAAACUGCUCAAAGAGAAACGUGCUCCAUAUGGAGUUGUGGUUCAGCACCAGCUCAUAUUCUGGGCUGCAAAACUAGAGGACACGGGAAAGUAUUUUGCCGUGGCUCGAACUCCAGCUGGAAGUGGAACUUUCGCUGUGACUGAAGCCCAGUAUCUUCUCACCGUCCAACCCGCCUCCAAAUGGCCCAUUCACCCCAAGCACUCCCCCGAUUUCACUCAGCCCUUGGCGAUUGUGCCCCCCACCGAAGCUCGGAAAACACGCUGCCUGGAACUAAUGUGUACCGUAGCCAGUAACCCAGCUCCCCGUUGUUUAUUUUAUCGGAACAAUACUCCCAUUCCUGUGGUCAUCAUGCCACUACUGACCAACGAAGAUGAUAAACAGGAUUUAUGUCUGAGUUCAUUCUCGCGCAAGUUCACAGUUGUUUCCUCACCAGAUCGGGACGCCAAAGCUCCGAUGUCCAUAGGUUAUCUGCGAAAGUUGUUUUUGCGGAUAAACAGUCCAAUGGCAGAAGAUGCGGCUACCUAUACAUGUCGUGCGUGGAAUGUGCAUGGUCGUGUUGAGACAAGCAUAAACGUCUCUUCGUCAGAUAUACAGAAAGGGACCUCAUUACGCCUCAAUGGUUCCCUCCCACGAGGUAGUUUAUCUCAAAGAAUUGAACAAACGCAAAACGGUGUGCUGAAUUCCGCCAAAGAAAUUCAGAAAACCGCCCAGACACUCGCUGACUUGCAUGCACAAUAUGCAAGACGCAAUCCAAAACAAGCGACAUUGCAACCACAAAGUCCGAUAUCAAUAACUAGGACAAGUCAGCCAAAUGGUACGCUAAUAACCAGAAUCACUAUUUUGCCUUUCAUCUUGAUGGCAGCCACCGGAGUUGCAUGCACAAUACUCCAGAACGUAUUCGAAGCCACCGAUGUCACCCACUCGGAGGAACGCAGCCAACCACGCACAAUUUCCAUAAUCCGAGCUCCUGAGAUGGAAUCUCACCGACGAGUCAGUGGUUCGUCUAUCACCAGUACACAAGAACGAUCGUGGUCCCCCGACUCACACGCUAGUGGAUCAUCAAUCAUAACAAACGGUGGUUCAUUUAUGCGACAAUCGUCGAGACGCUCCAGCGGUCCACGUUUGGUAGUAGACCGCCGAUCACAAAGACGCAAACAAACUGCAAAGAUUCAGCAGCCUGAAUCCUACGGAAAAACAAUGUAAAUUUUCUCUACUUGUUGGGUUUCCUUUCAUGACAAACCUUUCUACUUACUGUGUUCGAUAAUUGCUCACUGUUAAGAAAUUCUGUGCAAAAUAGGCAAAACUGUACGAUUCCUCUCUAAGGAAAUAAGAUCCAUUAUUCAUCCCAGAUUUAUGCGCACCACCAUUGGAGCAGAGCUGUACUUUCCACGGCCGUUUUGAUAACAAACUCUUCGUCUUUCGUGGUUCCCUAACUCACUUCCAUUGUUCAUCCAUCUCUACUGUACAUUCACUCGACUUUAAAUCCGAUAAUAUGACUUUUUUUUACCUCAAC